CUUCCCAUCCACCUAUGCAUUGCGUGUCUUGGUGUGUGCAGUACCUCACAGCAGGCGGAGGGGCUGCCGAUCGGUAGCCAUGAGUCGCGUGGUGAGAUUGCUGGGUCGCACAAAGGCCUACAUCAUGGAAUGCAAGCAAAACAUGGCGCCGCUGCCAAACCCUGAAUGGUACGAAGAAGGGAAGGACACCAGGGUUACCUUCAAGAAUCUAAGGAAGCUCCCGCUGUCGGUACACACCGAGAUCUGGUCCUCCACCUGGAAGUGGUACAGAGCAUCGUUCGCGGAGUCGUUCGCGUGGAGCCGGAAGCGCAAGGAAGAGGCCAAGAAGAGAGAGGCCCACGAGAAGAUGAGCACGCUCCAGGGUAUGGUGAAGGAGGCCCGCGAGAUCACGCACAACUCCCCGGAGGACUUGGAAAAAUCUAAGGAGGCUCUCAAGGAACUAAUGGAAGAGAUUCACGAAAACCGAGACGAGCUCAAGUCGGCAGCCCAGGAGAAGCUGGACUUGAUACGGGUCUCUCUGUCGGAAUUUUCCACGGGAUACCGAGAAGCUCGUGACGAGGAAAUCAAGCGCGUGAUGGCGAUGGACAAGAGCAUGAUCCAGAGCUUCCUAAGCGAGAGAGCCGGGGAGGUGAAACACGCCACCUCCGUCAUCGCGGACGCCAUCCUCGAGAAAGACGGCGACGCCGGUGGCAGCAGCAGCAGGGAAGAAGGCGAACAGAGCUCCUCCGCAAUGCGCAGCGCCCCUGCUCCUCCGAGCCACAACAACGCCGCCCCCUGUGUAUCAUCGGUGGGUAGGCCACAGGAGCGACCAGGGACGGUGUCGUCGACCACAGCAGCAAGCGACGCGGAAUCCCAUCCCAACAACGACCCGGGUCACGCCGACCUCGAUGGCGGGGCGACACGGUUCUUGUCCCCGCGAGCCCGCCGGGCGGUGGACGACGUUCUCCGAGAUCCGGACGUGGAGCGACUGGCGGGACGAGCGAAGGGCUUCGCGAGGGAGAGGCUCCUGAAAGCGGAGGAGGCGGCGCGAAUCAUCACAGGAGAAGAGGAGGAGCGUGGCGAGAGGAAGCGACCAGAGGGGGUGGGAGAGGGGGGGUCCGACACCGAGACCCCGAUCAUUUCCGGGCUCGCGAGCGACGCGAGAGAGUUCGUGGCGGCAAGGGUGGGGCAGGCCAGGGACGGGGCGAAGGAGGUUGUGGAAGCGGCCAUGGACGCAAGAACGCAACGGCGGGCCGCUGCUGAUGGGGCCGAGCGAUCGGUCAAGGCUACGGCACCGGGGGGUGAUGACUCCGGGGGCCCCGUGGAUGACAGCAAAGACGGGACGACGAGAUAGAGGGUCCCGUCGACCGUACCGAAGUCGUUGGCGGCACCGGUGACACCGGAAAAACUAGGAGGGCGGAAGUAUCGGACAGUUGAUGAUUGUCACCGCCAGGGGCGUUGUUUCAGGGGGUAGGGUUUGGGAGCUUGUGUUCGGACAGCAGUAGCUAGCGAAGAGGGAGAGAGAGGAGAGGACGGUUGUGGAGUCUUUGUAAGUAGCGACUCGGCCGGCUGACAGGAUGGAAACACAAUAGCCUGACGAGGGCACGAACGGCAGUAGCCGGGCGUGGGGCGGCGUGCCAUCCGCGGUCCGUGCGUCUUAGUUUUCUCGCACAUGAAAACUUUGUUCCCACAUCAGCUGAAUUUUCUGCGUACAAGCACGCAUGGCUCUUCACCAUGUCUCAAGUUUUUGAGUUGAGGCGGUGUGCAAUCGAUCCAUCCCCAG
Ectocarpus sp. CCAP 1310/34 is the source of this 1762-nucleotide messenger RNA. NCBI's taxonomy places the organism in Eukaryota, Phaeophyceae, Ectocarpales, Ectocarpaceae. The record is from the annotation of a GenBank genome assembly.